GGUGCAAUUUCCUUUCACCGACGUCCGCAACCGCUGAUACGCCGACACAACACCGGGAGCUAAUCCGAGUCAGCACAGUCCGCGAGCAAAUCUCGCGAUCUCGUUCAAUCGACUGCCGACGUCCGUGCUCGCACGUUCAUCGCCGCUGCCUCUGUCGCUCCACAACUCUGGGUUUUUCCGUAUCCAAGUGUCCGGCUCCACAGUCCUGCACCGCCGCCCCCGAAAUGGCAUCGUUCGACCGUUUGGGACAGUACCCUCAGGGUUCUGCCGUGCCCGUAUCGCCGGCCACCGUCAGCGGGCUCGAUCAGCUGAGGGACGGACGACUGAACAAGGAAAUGGCUUUCUCUAUUGAAGAAAGACAAUCUCUGGGCAUUCAUGGGUUAUUGCCACCGCGUGUUAAGACACAAGACGAACAAGUUAAACAUGCCUUGGCCAACAUUGAACGUUUUAGUGACGACCUGAAUAAAUAUAUUUACCUAAUGGGUUUACAAGAAAGAAACGAAAAACUUUUCUACAGGGUAAUGGCUGAGAACGUUGAAGCGUUCAUGCCACUCGUUUACACACCAACCGUUGGACUGGCAUGUCAAAAGUAUGGCCUCAUUUUCCAGAAACCCAGAGGACUAUUCAUAUCCAUCCAUGAUGCCGGUCAUGUUUAUGAUGUGCUGAAGAACUGGCCUGAACAAGAUGUUAGAGCUAUUGUUGUGACUGAUGGUGAGAGAAUCUUAGGGCUUGGUGACCUUGGUGUUUACGGAAUGGGUAUUCCUGUCGGAAAAUUAGCUUUGUACACUGCUUUAGCUGGUAUCAAACCACACCAAUGCCUUCCAGUCACGCUCGACUGUGGAACCAAUACUCAACUACUGUUGGACGAUCCUGAUUAUGUUGGUUCUAGGCAAAAACGUGUCACUGGUCAGCAGUAUGAUGAUUUCAUUGAUGAAUUUAUGCAAGCUGCUGUAAAACGUUACGGACAAAAUUGUCUGAUUCAAUUUGAAGAUUUUGGAAAUUCCAAUGCUUUCCGAUUUUUGGACAAAUACCGUAACAAAUAUUGUACAUUUAACGAUGACAUUCAAGGAACUGCUUCUGUAGCAUUAGCUGGUCUUUUUGCUUCUCUCCGUAUUACUAAAACUAAACUAUCAGACAAUGUGAUUUUAUUCCAAGGCGCUGGAGAGGCAGCUCUAGGAAUUGCUGAGCUAUGUGUGAUGGCUAUGCUUAAAGAAGGUACAUCUUUGGAAGAAGCAAGAUCAAAAAUUUGGCUUUUUGAUUCCAAAGGUCUUGUAGUUAAAGAUCGCCCUGAAGGUGGAGUAACUGGACAUAAAGUUGAGUAUGCCAAAGCUGUAGCCCCUGUUAAAGUACUUGCUGAAGCCAUCAGAAAAGUUAAGCCAACAGUACUCAUUGGUGCUGCUGCUAUUGGUGGAGUGUUUACAAAAGAAAUUAUACAGGAAAUUUCAUCAUACAAUGACCAUCCAGUUAUCUUUGCCUUAAGCAACCCGACCAGCAAAGCUGAAUGUACUGCUGAACAAGCAUAUACACAUUCAGGUGGCAAAGCUAUAUUUGCUAGUGGCUCACCAUUCAAUCCGGUUACAUACAAGUCAAAAACUUACUAUCCAGGCCAAGGAAACAAUUCAUAUAUAUUCCCUGGAGUAGCACUUGGUGUUAUUUGUGCUGGAAUUAAGACAAUAUCCGAAGAAGUUUUCAUCAUUGCUGCUCAAACUUUAGCAGCACUUGUGACUGAAGAAGACUUAGAUAAUGGUAGUUUAUACCCACCACUGCAGUCCAUACAAGAGUGUUCUUUGAAAAUCGCUGACAAAGUAAUUGACUACGCAUAUAAAACUGGAGUAGCCAGCACAUUCCCAGAACCAGAAGACAAAAUUGAAUUCAUCAAAGCUCAGCUAUACGAUUAUAGCUAUAGUUCAGCAUUGCCACCAUUGUAUGCUUGGCCAAAACAAUAAUUUUUUAACUGAACUUUUCUUUCUGAUAGCCAAUCUAUAAUAAUGGCUGGCUACAACCCCUUGUUACACCCAGCCAAGGCUAUCAUAUAACAUAUUUACACUCAAUAUACGAAGUUAGUAAUUCUAUUAAUAUCAACAACCAUGUUGUUAAUUUUUGUUGACAUUUUUUUUUCAUGGGGGUAGGUGAAUAGUUUUUAUAUUUCCUUGGUUACCGUAUCUCAUUUUAUAAUAAGUUGUGAUGUACAUUUCAAUUAUUUUUGUGUUUGAGUUUGUCGACAGUAGUAAAAUUUUAUUUGUUUUUAAUUAUAUACUUUUUAAUUGUUAAUUUAAUUAUUCACAAUCAAGAACAUAAUAUUGUUGUAAUUAAUAAUACAGCAAUCCUCAAAAUAAAACUUACAUAAUGACCAAAACAUGUAUUUAUAUUUGUACAAUAUAUUUUGUCCAUUUAA
Molecule: messenger RNA, 2395 nt
Organism: Rhopalosiphum padi (bird cherry-oat aphid)
Lineage: Eukaryota; Metazoa; Arthropoda; Insecta; Hemiptera; Aphididae
Gene: Men
Product: NADP-dependent malic enzyme
Exons: 9
Coding region: 225-1946 (573 amino acids)
Biological process (GO): malate metabolic process; pyruvate metabolic process
Cellular component (GO): mitochondrion
Molecular function (GO): malate dehydrogenase (decarboxylating) (NADP+) activity; NAD binding; malate dehydrogenase (decarboxylating) (NAD+) activity
Source: RefSeq, a predicted model, not a curated record